Molecule: messenger RNA, 5721 nt
Organism: Cavenderia fasciculata
Lineage: Eukaryota; Evosea; Eumycetozoa; Acytosteliales; Cavenderiaceae
Product: IPT/TIG domain-containing protein
Exons: 5
Coding region: 1-5721 (1906 amino acids)
Source: RefSeq, a predicted model, not a curated record
AUGAAAAUAAUAUUUUUAUCUGUACUAUUACUUUUUAUGUUGGUAUCGGUUGGACAAUCGGAACUCAUUCUUACAGCCUAUAACCCAACCAAUAAUCAUUAUUACCAACGUUAUCAAUUCCCAACAGGAUCUUUCCUAACAGGAUACAAUGCAACUCAAUUUUGUUCAGAUUUACCAGUUGUCAAUGGUACUCAAGCAUACCUUGUAACUUGGACAACCAAUGAAGAAUGGUUAUGGGCACAUAGUGUUGGUAUAGUUACCAUUGAAGCUUCUUGGAUGUCAGGUACUGAUACUCCAUCGGGUAGAGAUGGUGUCUGGUUUUAUAGUUCGGGUCCAGAGCGAGGACAACCUUUAUACAACCUUUAUUUUGAUAAAUGUUAUACUUCUUGUCAAUUUGGUCCAGUUGAGCCAAAUUUAAUUCCAAAUGAACAUUAUUUACAUACUAGUGGAACUAAACUUGAUCCAUAUUGGAAUAAUAAUAAUAAUCUUGCAGCUAUUCCAGCUGUUAUUUGUGAGUAUGGUGGUAUGGAAGAACCAAUUAUGGCACCCGUCUCUACUGCAGGUGGUGAAAUGACUGUCACAAAUUUGGGAGGAUACCAAUUAUCUACUUUAACCAUUACAUUUUCAAAGGUGGGUGAAAGCACAACCUUUACAUGUGGUGGCAUUCAAAUUAUAAACUCUACUGCCGUUACCUGUCAAAUGCCAGCACAAACUGGUAAAUACACAGUUGUUGUCAAGGAUGGUACCAACAAGGUUUCAAAAACCUUCAACUAUCAAUUUGAAAGUCCAUUUGUCUCUUCUGUUUACCCAGGAUACACCCAAGGUUCACUGUUGACUAUAACUGGUACCAAUUUCGGUUCCGAUGCCAGUAAACUUGUUGUCACUGUCGGUUCAUUGCUCACUCCAUGCAAUUCUAUCAAUUUCCUCGUCACCAGUCAAGCUUUUACUUGUAUUCUCUCUGCUUCAUUAUCAGUCAAUAACAAAUUACUUCCAAUUAUAAUGACUGUAGAUACUUUAUCUGUUAGAGCUUAUAAACCUGCUGUUUAUUAUGCUGCAAAUAGAAUGUUUUAUUCAGGAUUUAUUAGUUCUUCAACAUUCCAAGUAACCAUUGCCAAUUAUUCAUCACAACUGAGAGUUGAUGGACAACCAGGUCAUGCAGCUGUCAUCAAUAGUCAAGGAUUAUACGAGUUUUUAAAUAAUACUCUUCCAUUCCCAUUUGGUAGUGCUGUAUGGCUUGCAUGGCAGGGUGCUACAUUUAACCCAGCCACUGGAGGUUAUACCUAUAUGUCUGGUCCCACUAAUGGACAAACUGUACCAGGUGGUAUCUAUACACUCCAGACUCCCGACACUAGUACUUGGACAGCCUCGUCACAACUUUUAUACAACCUCUGGAAUGGUACUUUGGCCAUUUCCGCUGGAGCCGGCUCUACGUUGGUCGAGUAUGGUGGUGAUACCCCACAAUUUAGUGCAAACACUACCAAUAUGGUUGGUACUCAGGGUGGCAACGUAUCCAUGUCGAUGGACAACUAUGGUACUCAGUUUAGUAGUAUCGUCAUUACAUUCCGUGGUGCUACUGUUCCCUAUUUUAGAGACUUUAUCCAAUCCUAUUUGAUUGCCAAUGUACCAAUCGGUAUUGACGGUCCAUACGAGAUUACCGUGUCGAUUGACGGUCGUGCUACACCUACCAAAACACAAUACAUCCAAUACAGUCCACCAAAUGUUGCCACUGUCAACAAAAUCCCCACAACUGGUGGAUUCAUCACCAUCCAAGGUACUAGUUUCUACAACCUAGUCUCUGCUCUCACUCUUGGCGGUAAUUCAUGCGGUGUCUUGUCCUAUGUCACUGCUCACACCAUCGUCAGAUGUCAAAUGCCAGCUGGUUCAGGUAUCUACCCAUCCACUCUAAAGGUCGGUGCACAAGUAUCCAACUCUUUCAACGUUAUGUAUGAAACACCAGUUGUCUCUACAGUCACACAAAACAUUUCUCCAUUGGGUGGUAGUAUUACCAUCAGUGGCAGUAAUUUCUUCAAUGACGCUACUCGUAUUCAGGUCACAGUUGGUGGAGUAGUUUGUAGUAAUGUCAAUAUCGUCACUGCACACACUUCAAUCAGUUGUACAAUGCCAGCUGGUCAAGGUACUAGUUAUGCAGUGGUUGUCACUGUAUCUGGACAAGUAUCCAACAACAAUGUACUCUUUUCCUAUGCUGUCCCGACUAUCACCAAUGUUCGUCAAAUCCAAGAUUACAUUGAAAUCGACGGCAACAACUAUGGAUCUAAUCUAGCUCUUGUCAAUGUUGUCAUUGGUUCGAUUACCAUCACCUCUUCAUGUACACUUCAAUCCAACACAUUGAUUCAAUGCAAGAAUCUUGCUACUACUGUUGUCAGUGGUGUUGUCAGUAUCACCGGUCCAUACCCAACUGCCCCAACCUUUACAUUCACAUUCACCCCCUACUUGACAUCCAUUACUCCAACUGUCAUUCCAACCAAUGGAAAUACAAUCAUCACAAUUAAUGGUAGAUACUUUGAACAAACAUCCAAUGGAGUAUCAAACACUAUCAGUGUUUCUGAUAAUGGAGUAGCAUCAUCUUCUUCUCCACCACAAUAUGUCAGCAACCAAAGAUUAUUAUAUACUAGUCAAUCGGGAACUGGUGUCCAAAAGACAUUGACCGUUUCUGUCGGAUCUAGAGCAUCGAAUGCAUUACAGUAUAGUUAUGGUGCACCAACUCUAUCUGCCACUCAGUCUGGUUUGAACAUGAGAUUGACAGGUACCAACUUUGGUAGUCAACUAGGAUUGGUUUCAGUAAAUAUUGGUGAGCUUGAUAUGACCCAGAUUGCCUAUUCUACCCCACACUCUGUUUUGGAUAUUGUUCUACCAACCAACGUUCAAAAUGGAUUGGUUACUCUAACUGUAGACGGUCAGACUGCUUCUAUUACAAAUUUCAAGUUCCAACCAACUAUUCUAUCGGUACAAAGCCCACCUGUUCUCGGAGGACAAUAUAACAUUACAGGUUAUUUAAUGGCAACUACCAACCAAGCCGGUCAAUCUACCUCUCCAGCAUUUACAGUCAACUCUCAAGCAGUUUCAUGUGCCGUCAUUGGCGAAUCAACCAACACCUCGCCAUACACCUAUCAAUGUCAAAUGCCAGCUGGAUCAGGAAAGGUACCAGCCAUCAUGACCAUUGAUGGAACUUCAUCACCAGCAUUCACCUUUGCCUAUCAAUCCCCAACAGUCCUUACUGCGUCAUCUACCUACUACCAAACACCAGGUCUUGUCACCAUUACUGGAACCAACUUUGCCAAUACUAAUCUAGUAGUAUCUAUACAAUCAGCCAAUUGUCCAAUCAACCAGUUUGUCAAUGACACCUUUUUGGUUGUUUCCUAUGACUCUUCUGUCGUUCCACAAGGUUCAUUAAACGUAUCGGUUACAGUCAAUGGUUUGAAUGGAUGGCGUCAAGCAUUCACCUACUUUGGUCUCAGUAUAACGUCGGCCGAACAAAUUGGUGAAACUGUUGAAAUCCAUGGAAAUGCCUCGUCGGUGACAGGAUGUACUGGAAAUGAUACAUUUAUUCAAUGCGCCACUCUACCAGCCUCUGCGACCAGUGGAUACAUCUCUGUAAAGAAUGGUCCACUCUUUGAUCGAGUCAUGUUGCUCUUUAGACCAAUCCUCACAUCCAUCACACCAGUUUCAAUCCAGACAUCUGGCGACCAAAUUACAUUCCAAGGUAGAUUCUUUGAAGAUUUCAACCCAUCAACUGGUUCCAUGGAACCUAUUCAAGUACUAGUCGAUGGUAAUGCCUUGUCUUCUGUCACAUUGGUCAACGCUCAAUCAUUGAUUCUUGAUGUGCCAGCUGGUUAUGGAUCCGAUCACAUUGUCCAAGUAUCGUCAUUGUCGCUCUUGUCAGAGAAUACUUUUAAAUUCACCUACAACAAUCCACAAAUUGUUUCAGUCGUUCGUUUAGAUGCUUCUGAUUACAACAGUUUAACUAUUAGUGGAUCAGAUUUUAGUGAUAACGCACAAGUUGUUCAAGCUACCAUUGGAGGUGAAUCACUUGUUCUUGUAUCAGUCACUCAUACUGAAAUCAUUGUCACUGUUCCAGAUAGUGCUAGAAAUGGUUUGGUUCAAGUAACAGUAUCUGGUUUGGUAUCUAAUGAAAUUCAAUAUGCCCUACAACCAGUCCUCUUGGCCGUCACACCCACCACCAAGUUAUUAACUUCUGGUGCCAAGGUUACAGUCACUGGUUAUUUCCUUUCAAGCACAGACUCUCUAGAUCAACCAUUACAAUUAAUUAUCAAUCAAAACUAUACCGUCGUCGGUGAGAAUAGAUCAAUUGUAUUCUCAUACUUGUCACCAUCGAUCAAUAGUCCAUACUCUUUGGAACUUUCCAUUCCCAUUGGACAUGAUUCAUUUGAAGUUUCUGCCUAUUAUCCAUCUACCAAUCUCCAAUCAAACUCGAUCUUGGUUCAAUACCACGAACCAAUCGUGACAUCUGCCACACCAGUUCAAAAGAAUGUUGGAGGUGAUGUAACCAUCUAUGGACAAUCGUUUGGUGAUGGAGACAAUCUAACCGUCACUAUUGAUACUGUCGAAUGUACAGACGCCAAGUUGUUGGAUGCCACUGUAGUUUCUCCUCAAAAGAUUGUAUGUCAUUUUGAUGCAAGUGUAGAUACACCACUCAACCAAACACUCAAUGUAACAGUCACUGCCCAUAGUCUUGUUGGUACUGGUGCCGUUUUCCUCUACACCAAAGAGUUGACUUGUCCAAACAACUGCUCUUUGCACGGUAUAUGCCAACCACUCACUGGUAAAUGUCUCUGUGACGCUGGUUACCUUUCCAGCCCAGACUGCUCUACCAAGGAUGAUGGAAAUGUUAAACCAGUCGACCCCAAUGUCGAUCCAAAUGGAAAUACCACCUUCCCAGCCAAGGUUAAUUUCACUAUUGCCAUUAGUCAUCUAAGAGAAAUCAAUCUAUUGGACAAUAGCAUUCUCAAGACACUCUCAACCAAGAACCUCGUAUGGAAUGUAUCAACUGUCUCUGAUAGCCAAAAACUCUACACUGGUCGUUUCCCAACUGACCCAGCCGUUAUUUUGGUGACUAUUACCAAUUUCAAGGAUGCAGGAUCGAUUGUGUUUGCCGGUGAGACCAUCCCAAUCGAACCCAACAGUGUAAAGUAUGAAGUCACUAUCACCGAUUGGGAGUGGGUCCAAGCUCUAAGCACACUCGAAAUCAUCUACAACACCAAGACUGAUAAAAAAUCGACAUUCAACUGUGAGGAAAAGGAUACAGCUCUCACUUCUACUCAAGAUUCGGAAUCACUCUACUCUUUCCAAUUGGAUACUGGAUCAUCAGUAUUGAAUGCACGUUUCUCUACUAGAAUGAUUGUAGAUUCUAGAAUUGUACCAUCCAAGGUUCUUUUAUUGGAUGCCAAUGAUGAACUCUAUGGCAAGGUCAACACUACCGAAAAGGAGUACAAUCUUUUAGUAGCCAUGCAAUCACCACAUUUCACUGAAUCGACUGUCCUCGAUCCAACAUUCUCAUCACUUCUCAAGAGUGAAACCAAAACAGAGUGUGGUUCCACUUCAAAUUGGCGUAUUCCUGUUAUCGUUGUAUGCAGUGUAGUUGGUGGAGCACUUGUCUUCCUCUCUGCUUUCCUCGUACAAAGAAAACUUCGUCAUAAAACUUUAAAUUCUAUUCAAAUGUCAAAGAAACGUUAUGUCGAUUAA